Molecule: messenger RNA, 645 nt
Organism: Colletotrichum aenigma
Lineage: Eukaryota; Fungi; Ascomycota; Sordariomycetes; Glomerellales; Glomerellaceae
Exons: 2
Coding region: 1-645 (214 amino acids)
Source: RefSeq, a predicted model, not a curated record
AUGAAGCACAACAUUCUUCUCCAGAUCGCCCUGGCGCUCCUCUCAUUGACAGCGGCAUCGAUCUGUAACAACAACUGCGGCCGCCAAGUCGUUGGUACUGCACGAAAGGACCCGUCUUUGUCCUCAAGAUCGUCGCUCUGUGCGGCUUUCGUCACCACCACUGUGACAGAGGCUGGCGCCGCGCCUUCUGUCGCCAAGAGAAAUGUCCAUGGUCCCCGCCAGGCUUCCGCUCCUGUAAUCACAGGGACGAAGCCUGCUUACGCCUCGUCGUGCCCCGACGUCACCGCGUACUGGUCCGCUUGCCAGUGCUUCGAAGGCGUCAAGGCAAACACGAUCACAGUCGUGAGGCCUGGACCUUCGUCGACCUCGUCUGCGUCUCCCAGCUCGACCAUCUCGGACAGCCCGGUUUCCUCUACUCCUGAGCCGCCGAGCCCGACUUUCAGCUCGACCACGACCACCUCUUCCAGCGCCAGCACACCCACGUGUACCCCGGGCCUCGAGUAUGCUCUUUACUCCAUUGACUUUAAUUCGGAUCUGUGCCAGAACUACAUCAGAGUCCGGAGCAACAGACCGCGCAAUUUUGACCUCAACCGCCUCGUAGGGGCUUUUCCCGCCUGGGAGGAGGAGACGGUCGCUGGCGGCUGA